This is a messenger RNA of Branchiostoma belcheri (Belcher's lancelet), 2465 nucleotides long. RefSeq names its product DTW domain-containing protein 2-like. The record is from RefSeq and is a predicted model, not a curated record. Bases 31 to 852 code for a protein of 273 amino acids. NCBI's taxonomy places the organism in Eukaryota, Metazoa, Chordata, Leptocardii, Amphioxiformes, Branchiostomatidae. The transcript has 6 exons.
UCCCCCAAACGGUUGGUGGACCAGUUCAGUAUGGCGGACGGCGAGGACGGUUCCAGUGCAGACGACAGUUGGUUUUUUGACUCCCUCGCUCACCUAACGCCAGAACCGCCCACAAAAAGGACCAUGUGCGACAGAUGCGGCCGACCUGCGACGGUGUGCCUGUGUCCGUUCCUACCCAGACAGCCUCUGCAGGUGUCCACCACAGUUUACAUUAUACAACAUCCACAUGAGGAAACCCGUGUGCUGCGGACAGUCCCUCUCCUGGCAGCCUGCCUCCCUCCUGACAGAUGUCAUGUCAUCAGGGGGAAGAGGUUCAAACAGGGACACCACCCAGAACUGGAGCUGAUGCUGUCCUCCCCUUACACAUAUGUACUAUACCCAAGUGAUGACGCACUCAACAUUGAGGAGGUCACCAUGACAACACAGCUAGCCAAUCAGGACACACCACCCUACAAUAUGGUCAUCAUUGAUGGCACCUGGACACAGGCCCGUGACAUCUAUACAGCCAAUGAGAUUUUCCACCUUCCUAAACAGGUGAAGUUGAGUGGAACAGGAGUCAGUGAGUAUGUCAUCAGGACCCAGCCCACUGACAACAGUCUGUCCACACUGGAAACUGCUGCUGUUGCCAUGGCUGCGCUUGAGCGACGCCCAGAGAUUAAGGAGGUGCUAUUUGCCCCCCUGCGUGCCUUAUGUAAGUUCCAAUUGGAAUGUGGAGCCCAGCCUCACCAGAGUAAGGAGUACCUGAAGAGUAGGGGGCUUUACAAGAAACCUUCACCUCAUCACACCCCUGAGAACAGGAGGCUCUGCAAGAAAACCUCUCCUCACAACACUACAGGAAAAGCAGGGCUAUGACACAGGCUCUCAUCUAGACUCAUAUUCAUGUUGCUUUUCAGAUUCAGGCCAUAGGAAGUAACUUAUAUGAAUGACAUCGUGCAUGAACUGUCAGAAAACCGAUAGAUGUUUACGACAUGUUUGACCGUUUUUGUCACGUUGACCACAUUGAGAGGAAGAAAUUUCUUCCUUUUGUUUUAAUUCAGGCAAAAAUAGUGCAUGUGCUGAUGUCAUCCAUAUAAAGAAUUACUUGCUGUGGCCCUAACAAAAAAAAACUAGUGCUGAAUUGGAAGAUCAACAUAAAAACAGUAUGAUGGGAAAGUCUGUACCUUGGUGAACAGAGUUCCGAAGAGUUUAACUUUAAGAUUCAAGAGAUUCCUCCCGGUCUUCUGUUUUCUUGCUGCUCUUUCUGAAUUCUCACUGUAGAAUUAGCCUUGAAUUUAGUCUUGUUAGCUUAAGUCUACAUUCCUACAGUCGCUCCUUGCCAACAUGGGAGGUGAACAAAGCUAACAAGGCUGGGCUCCAGGCUACUGUUAAAUGGCCAACAGCAGUUUUAGACAGGAUUUUGUUCAUAUUAUACAUUCUACUUAUGUAUUGGUCAGUUUCCAAUGUGUCAGUUAGAUUGUUACGCCACAGCAAGGGCAUUAUCAGUGUAUACUGACAGGCAUAAUACCCUUGACCACAGAAGUUGGACUACUUACAGUAACAGUUGUAUUUUCCAGCUGGUGGUAGAAGUAAAUUUGGAAUGACAAAUAUUUUUUGAUAUACUUUUAUUACAAUAAUUUGUUAGAAAUAUUAAACAAUAAUCCAAAGAAAAUCAGAUUGGCUUUUGUUAAUGAAUAUCUUGAUGUCAACUCAAGAUGAUUCCCUACUGAAGACUAGGUAUUUUGUGGACUGGCCUAUUCAUUUAUUGAACAACAUGUAAGCUACUGGUAACCUAACUGGUAGCCUGUAACCUUUUUCAUGAGUUGAUGUUUUACUGGUCCUGGUCUUCCUAAACCUCUCUCUAGCCAACUUUUCUGAUUCCUGCUGUCUUUGAGAGCAAAUUAUAAAAUGAACACUGUAAAGAUUCCCAGCACCAUAGAGAUACCGGGAAUUCAGGUUACCAAAAUACCAGCUACAAGUGUUCACCUACCAUGUAUGUUUUUGUUGAUUAUGAGGUCCUAAGAAAUGGCUUUCAUAACCCAGCAGCCCUCUUCUAUUUAACUGCCAGAAUGUCUAAAAACACACGUCAGUGACAUUAGCAUCUUAAUCAUUCGUCUAAAUUAGUCCUGUGGAAGUUUGCAGCAUGUGCACUUCCUCUGUGAGUGUCAAUACAUGAUACAUUUACAUUUAAGCCUGAGAACAAAGGUGUGCAAACAUGGGAAGAUGGGGAACAACAGAUGCUCAACUGAAAAGUGAGUGAGUGUGGGUAACUUGUAAUGUCAUGCACGCCUCAAAGACAAAUCAACUGUUAUCCAAGGAACUGUUAUAGAAUCCCUUUACAAAUUUUGUGUUAUCUUUUGAAGGUUGGGGAACUGAACACACCUUGCACAGUUCUGCAAGUUCUUGCUCAUAUUUUCUUUAUUACUAUCAUUUCUAUGGUGGGUGCUAAUGAUCAUUGUUCUGUGUAAGAAAUUUAAUGUUACAUCCGA